AUGCAAAGAAAACAUCCUUUAAUUAAACUCAUGCAAGAAAAUGAAAAUGAGGAAGCAAAAAGACAUAAACUCUCUUCGCAUAAUACAGAUCUUCCCGGCAAAGGCAAUGACAAUAAUCAACCUUCAACAUCACGUGCAGUAGUACCAACUAAUUUAGAAAAUAUUUCUGAUGAUGUUAUAACCCAUUCCCCUACUCCUUUUCCGAAAAAAAUUGGUUUUCCUGAGAAGAAAAAGUUGGAUGAAAAGUUAUUAGAACUUGUUACUAAAGACUACCAACCGUUUUCGAUUGUAGAAGAUGAAGGGUUUAGAAACUUCACUAAUGCCUUAAACUCAUCGUAUAUACUACCAAGUAGGAAAACUUUAUCAAACACAUUAUUAGCGGCAAAAUUCGAAGAAGUAAAAAUGAAAACUAGCGAAAUAAUGAAGCGUGUAAAAUCAGUUACUAUAACCACCGAUUGUUGGACUUCUGUAAACAAUGAUGGAUUUAUUGCAGUUACAGCACAUUUUAUCGAUGACAAUUUUUUAGCAAAAUCAAUUUUAUUAGAAGUUGCAGAAUGUAAUACGAGACAUACAAGUAUCAAUUUGGCUAACGAACUGAGAAAAACGACAUCGGAAUGGGGCAUAGAACAUAAAAUUUUAUUGUGCUUGUCAGAUAAUGCAGCAAAUAUAAAAAAAGCAGUAUGUGAUGAGCUGCACUGGACACAUUUAGGUUGCGUUGCUCACACAAUCAACUUAAUUGUUCAAGGUUCCUUGACUCUCGAUCUCGUUAAGCCAAUUCUGACAAAAAUAUCUGAUAUGGUUUCCCACUUCAAAAGAAGUAGUCUUGCAAAAAGUAAGUUAGAUUUCUACCAAAAACAGAACGGUAAGACACCAAAAAAAUUAAUCCAGGCUGUAUCAACAAGGUGGAAUUCAGUUUACUACAUGUUGGAAAGGAUUAAAGAAUUGAAAGAAGAAGUGCGGACAUCUUUGGCAGCAAUCGGAAAAGAAGAUUGGCCGAUGUUAACCCAUCAGGAAUAUAAAUAUGUGGAGGAAAUUACCCAAAUAUUAGCACCUUUAGAGUCGACAACAGUUUUUAUGAGCGCUGAAAAGCAAGUCACCCUUUCUUCGGUGAUUAUAAUUACAAACGGUUUAAAAGAACUAUAUAAAGAAUUAGAAAAAAAAUGUCAGUUUUCUCUCUUAGGUAAAAGUAUUUUACAAAGCAUUUUGAGUGGAAUAGAAAACCGUUUUAAAAAUAUGGAAAUUAAUGAUACGCUACUAUUAAGCACAUUUUUGGAUCCCAGGUUUAAACACGUUGGGUUUUCAACAGAAUCAGCUACCGAAAAGGCAAAGACAUUGGCCACUAACGCAUUGACUGCGCUCAUUAAUAAAAAAACUGACGAAUUAUUACCGCCACUCACAUCAACUGCUGAUCCUGAAGUUCAAGCAUCCAGAGAACAAGUACCAAACGAAGAACAAUUUUCCAUAUGGAGAUCUUUCGACAAAAAGGCUCUCGGCUUUGUCCCUGUUCAGAGUAAACAGUCAAGGGCACAACUUGAAAUACAGCGGUAUUUGGAAGAACCACUUUUAAGCCGAUCUGUAAAUCCAUUAGAGUGGUGGAAAAUUAAUACCUACAACUAUCCCUAUCUUAGCGAAUUAGUUACAGUAAAAUUUGGAACUGUAGCUACAUCUGUCCCAUGUGAAAGAAUGUUUUCUAAAAGCGGGCAAAUAAUCUCCGAUCGUCGAAAUAGAAUUUCUAGCAAUAAAGUUAAACAAAUUAUGUUUGUUAAUCAAAACGAUUUUUGUUAA
Molecule: messenger RNA, 1785 nt
Organism: Sitophilus oryzae (rice weevil)
Lineage: Eukaryota; Metazoa; Arthropoda; Insecta; Coleoptera; Curculionidae
Product: zinc finger BED domain-containing protein 1-like
Exons: 2
Coding region: 1-1785 (594 amino acids)
Molecular function (GO): protein dimerization activity
Source: RefSeq, a predicted model, not a curated record